Molecule: messenger RNA, 192 nt
Organism: Pyricularia pennisetigena
Lineage: Eukaryota; Fungi; Ascomycota; Sordariomycetes; Magnaporthales; Pyriculariaceae
Exons: 4
Coding region: 1-192 (63 amino acids)
Biological process (GO): proton motive force-driven ATP synthesis
Molecular function (GO): proton transmembrane transporter activity
Source: RefSeq, a predicted model, not a curated record
AUGUUCCGCAUUCCUUUCGCCAAGAUGUUCGGCGUUACGCCGCUCAAGAAGUUCCCGGCCCCCGUCAUGGAGCCAAUGGCCCCCUUCUUCGUUGCUGGUGCCGUCAUCUACUAUGGAGUUUACAAGGCCCAGACCGCCAUGGAGUCUACCGACGAGUGGAAGAACGACCCCCGCAACAAGUCCCGCCAAUAG